This is a messenger RNA of Seriola aureovittata, 910 nucleotides long. RefSeq names its product trypsin V-B-like. Gene Ontology annotation, molecular function: serine-type endopeptidase activity. The record is from RefSeq and is a predicted model, not a curated record. Gene Ontology annotation, biological process: proteolysis. NCBI's taxonomy places the organism in Eukaryota, Metazoa, Chordata, Actinopteri, Carangiformes, Carangidae. The transcript has 5 exons. Bases 50 to 817 code for a protein of 255 amino acids.
GUCGACUUGACACCCCUCAAGGAGACAAGGUACUUGUCUUGCCAGCAUCAUGCAUGGUCUGCACAAAUUCCUGCUUUUUCAGGUUGUGGCAUGUCUUGGGCAAGGCGCUCGUGGGAGUGAAAUCAUAGAUGGGGAAAAGGCCCCAGAGAACUCCAUGCUCUACAUGGCCUCACUCCAGAGCAAGGGGGGUCAUGUAUGUGGAGGAUUCCUUAUCAGUGAAGACUUUGUGAUGACUGCGGCGCACUGUCAAGUGCCAGACAAUCUUACACGGGUUGUUCUUGGCACCCACAAUAUCAAGAAUGUUGAUGAAGGAAAAAUCAGAUAUAUCGAGAAAAUGUACAAACACGAAUCUUAUCAGAAUGUAGGGACUGGUAAAGACAUCAUGCUCCUUAAAUUGUCUCGAAAAGCUGAACUGAACAACAAACUCCAAACGAUUCCCCUUCCCAGAUCUGAAAUACAUUUGGGGGACAAUACAAAAUGCUACGUAGCUGGAUGGGGCUUCAUCAAAACAGGUGGAGGAGUUGUCAAUGAGCUGAGAGUGGUGGAUGUGUCUGUCAUUAACCCACGAGUCUGUCGAGAAAUGUUGCCUGUUCUUCCCGACAAUGUCAUCUGUGCAGGUGGAUAUAAAACAAAGAAAGGAUUCUGUCAGGGUGAUUCUGGUGGCCCUCUGGUGUGCGAUGGGACAGCUGUUGGUAUCGUGUCUUACAACUGGUGGAAGAACUGCAACUACCCAGAUAAACCCAAUGUCUAUACUGAUGUAUCAAAAUACCUGCCCUGGAUCAAGACCAUCCUCAAACGCACCAAACGUUCAGAGUAAAAAUCUUGUUCAAAGUUUUACUUCAGCUUGCAAAAUUGUAAUGUCUCAUAUUGCUCUGUCAGUGUGACUGAAAUUGAAAAUAAAAAAGGAAUU